UAUUAUUAUUAUUAUUAUUAUUAUUAUUAUUAUUAUUAUUAUAAAUACACUUCUAAAAACUGAAAGUAAGACUCAAGCAGCUCUAGCUCACACAGACAGUUAAGGACAAGGAGGAGAAACACAGUCAGACAUAAAUGUAGAAAUGUAAGGUUAGAUGCUGUUUAUUUGUCAUGCAUUCAAUAAAAAAGGCACAUUUUGCUAUCUAUUUAAAGUAACUAAUGUAUAGACAAGACAUAGUGUAUCUCUGAAGGCAUCACUGAUGAUCUUGUGUCCUGAAUUCUGUUCAGUGAUAAUGGAAGUAAGACUUUCCAUUAUCACUUAUUUCCAUAAAAAAAGUCCAAACCAAGUUAAGAUUAACAAUUUAAUUGAGGUUCAACAAAUAAAAAACAGAAGCAAUAUUGAUAAACAAAUGAUAAAGCUUGGCUUAUUGAAUAUCAGAUCCCUUUCUACGAAAACACUUUUUGUAAAUAAUAUGAUCACUGAUCAUAAUAUAGAUGUGCUCUGUUUGACAGAAACCUGGCUAAAACCUGAUGAUUACAUUAUUUUAAAUGAGUCCACCCCCCAAGAUUAUUGUUAUAAACACGAGCCGCGUCUAAAAGGCAAAGGUGGAGGUGUUGCUUCAAUUUAUAACAACGUUUUCAGGAUUUCUCAGAGGGCAGGCUUCAAGUAUAACUCGUUUGAAGUAAUGGUGCUUCAUAUAACAUUAUCCAGAGAAACAAAUGUUAAUGAUAAAUCCGCUGUUAUGUUUGUACUGGCUACUGUAUACAGGCCACCAGGGCACCAUACAGACUUUAUUAAAGAGUUUGGUGAUUUUACAUCCAAGUUAGUUCUGGCUGCAGAUAAAGUUUUAAUAGUUGGUGAUUUUAAUAUCCAUGUUGAAAAUGAAAAAGAUGCAUUGGGAUCAGCAUUUAUAGACAUUCUGAACUCUAUUGGUGUUAGACAACAUGUUUCAGGACCUACUCAUUGUCGAAGUCAUACUCUAGAUUUAAUACUGUCACAUGGAAUUGAUGUUGAUAGUGUUGAAAUUAUUCAGCCAAGUGAUGAUAUCUCAGAUCAUUAUUUAGUUCUGUGUAAACUUCAUAUAGCCAAAAUUGUAAAUUCUGCUUCUUGUUACAAGUAUGGAAGAACCUUCACUUCUACCACAAAAGACUGCUUUUUAAGUUAUCUUCCUGAUGUAUCCAAAUUCCUUAGCAUAUCCAAAACCUCAGAACAACUUGAUGAUGUAACAAACACUAUGGACUCUCUCUUUUCUGGCACUUUAAAUAAAGUUGCUCCUUUACGCUUAAGGAAGGUUAAGGAAAACAGUUUGACACCAUGGUAUAAUGAGCAUACUCGCACCCUAAAGAGAGCAGCCUGAAAAAUGGAGCGCAGCUGGAGGAAAACAAAACUAGAGGUAUUUCGUAUUGCUUGGCGGGAAAGUAACAUAUCCUACAGAAAAGCAUUAAAAUCUGCUAGAUCCGAUUACUUUUCUUCUCUUUUAGAAGAAAACAAACAUAACCCCAGGUAUUUAUUCAAUAAAGUGGCUAAAUUCAAGAAUAAAGCCUCAACAAGUGUUGACAUUUCCCAACACCACAGCAGUAAUGACUUUAUGAACUACUACUAAAAUUGCAACCAUUCAGCCGUCAUCUACAGUAUCACAUCAGACAGUGCACUAUAGACCCCCUGAGGAACAGUUCCACUCAUUCUCUACUACAGGAGAGGAAUAAUUGUAUAAACUUGUUAAAUCAUCUAAACCAACAACAUGUAUGUUAGACCAUAUACCACCUAAGCUCCUAAAAGAGGUGCUUCCAGAAGUCAUAGAUCCUCUUCUGACUAUUAUUAAUUCCUCGUCAUUAGGAUAUGUCCCCAAAACCUUCAAACUGGCUGUUAUUAAGCCUCUCAUCAAAAAACCACAACUUGACCCCAAAUAACUAGUUAAUUAUAGACCAAUCUCGAAUCUCCCUUUUCUGUCCAAGAUACUAGAAAAGGUGGUAUCCUCACAAUUAUAUUCCUUCUUAGAGAAAAAUGGUAUAUGUGAGGAUUUCCAGUCAGGAUUUAGACCGUAUCAUAGUACUGAGACUGCUCUCCUUAGAGUUACAAAUGAUCUGCUCUUAUCAUCUGAUCGUGGGUGUAUCUCUCUAUUAGUUUUAUUGGAUCUUAGUGCUGCGUUUGACACAAUUGACCACAACAUUCUUUUGCAUAGACUUGAACACUUUGUUGGCAUCAGUGGAAGUGCAUUAGCAUGGUUUAAAUCGUACUUAUAUGACCGCCAUCAGUUCGUAGCAGUGAAUGAAGAUGUAUCAUAUCGAUCACAGGUGCAGUAUGGAGUACCUCAAGGCUCAGUACUAGGGCCGCUACUCUUCACGCUUUAUAUGUUACCCUUGGGAGAUAUCAUCAGGAAACAUGGUGUUAGCUUUCACUGUUAUGCUGAUGAUACUCAGCUCUAUAUUUCCUCGCAGCCCGGUGAAACACACCAAUUUGAAAAACUAAUGGAAUGCAUAGUCGAUAUAAAAAAUUGGAUGACGAGUAAUUUCUUACUGCUAAAUUCAGAAAAAACAGAGGUGUUAAUCAUAGGGCCUAAAAACUCUGCUUGUAAUAACCUAGAACACUGUCUAAGACUUGAUGGUUGCUCUGUCAAUUCUUCGUCAUCAGUUAGGAACCUAGGUGUGCUACUUGAUCGCAAUCUUUCCUUAGAAAGCCACGUUUCUAGCAUUUGUAAAACUGCAUUUUUCCAUCUCAAAAAUAUAUCUAAAUUACGGCCUAUGCUCUCAAUGUCAAAUGCAGAAAUGUUAAUCCAUGCAUUUAUGACUUCAAGGUUAGACUAUUGUAAUGCUUUAUUGGGUGGUUGUUCUGCACGCUUGGUAAACAAACUACAGCUAGUCCAAAAUGCAGCAGCAAGAGUUCUUACUAGAACCAGGAAGUAUGACCAUAUUAGCCCGCGCCUGUCCACACUGCACUGGCUCCCUAUCAAACAUCGUAUAGAUUUUAAAAUAUUGCUUAUUACUUAUAAAGCCCUGAAUGGUUUAGCACCUCAGUAUUUGAAUGAGCUCCUUUUACAUUAUACUCCUCUACGUCCGCUACGUUCUCAAAACUCAGGCAAUUUGAUAAUACCUAGAAUAUCAAAAUCAACUGCGGGCGGCAGAUCCUUUUCCUAUUUGGCGCCUAAACUCUGGAAUAACCUACCUAACAUUGUUCGGGAGGCAGACACACUCUUGCAGUUUAAAUCUAGAUUAAAGACCCAUCUCUUUAACCUGGCAUACACAUAACAUACUAAUAUGCUUUUAAUAUCCAAAUCCAUUAAAGGAUUUUUAGGCUGCAUUAAUUAGGUAAACUGGAACCGGAAACACUUCACAUAACACCGUACUUUCUACAUCAUUAGAAGAAUGGCAUCUACGCUAAUAUUUGUCUGUUUCUGUCUUAUUCCGAGGUCACCGUAGCCACCAGAUCCAGUCCGUAUCCAGAUCAGAGGGUCACUGCAGUCGCCCGGAUCCAGUACGUAUCCAGACCAGAUGGUGGAUCAGCACCUAGAAAGGACCUCUACUGCCCUGAUAGACAGCGGAGACCAGGACAACUAGAGCCCCAGAUACAGAUCCCCUGUAAAGACCUUGUCUCAGAGGAGCACCAGGACAAGACCACAGGAAACAGAUGAUUCUUCUGCACAAUCUGACUUUGCUGCAGCCUGGAAUUGAACUACUGGUUUCGUCUGGUCAGAGGAGAACUGGCCCCCCAACUGAGCCUGAUUUCUCCCAAAGUUUUUUUCUCCAUUCUGUCACCGAUGGAGUUUCGGUUCCUUGCCGCUGUCGCCUCUGGCUUGCUUAGUUGGGGUCACUUCAUCUACAGCGAUAUCGUUGACUUGAUUGCAAAUAAAUGCACAGACACUAUUUAAACUGAACAGAGAUGACAUAGCUGAAUUCAAUGAUGAACUGCCUUUAACUAUCAUUUUGCAUUAUUGAGACACUGUUUUCCAAAUGAAUGUUGUUCAGUGCUUUGACGCAAUGUAUUUUGUUUAAAGCACUAUAUAAAUAAAGGUGAUUGAUUGAUU
This is a messenger RNA of Carassius gibelio (silver crucian carp), 4021 nucleotides long. RefSeq lists its product as uncharacterized. Gene Ontology annotation, molecular function: catalytic activity. Lineage: Eukaryota; Metazoa; Chordata; Actinopteri; Cypriniformes; Cyprinidae. Bases 260 to 1357 code for a protein of 365 amino acids. The transcript is spliced from 2 exons. The record is from RefSeq and is a predicted model, not a curated record.